Messenger RNA from Cuscuta epithymum, 506 nucleotides. Lineage: Eukaryota; Viridiplantae; Streptophyta; Magnoliopsida; Solanales; Convolvulaceae. The record is from the annotation of a GenBank genome assembly.
CCUUAGACUACCAUCCGGCUGUGUACUGCCAUUGUGGAUUGAAAUCCCCUCUAUGUGUUGGACGGGGAAGCGGGAGAAGUUUUUAUGGGUGUCAAAAUUGGCUGGGUGCUGGUUGUGGUUUUUUCAUGUGGAAGGAUUCAGAUUCGGCUGAAAGAAAAGCGCCACUUGUUGGUACAUUGAUGAAGACGAAUACAGAUGAUAUGAAGGCCUUGGUUUCUGGGAUUGCUGAACACAUAUGUGCUGUUGAAGAAAAACUUGGAUGUGUUGUAAAGGUUGUUGAAAAAGAAGCACAAGAUAACAAAAGAUUUAGGCAGAUGUGUGGUUUAGUGUUCAUUGUAGUUGUUUGUUUUCUUGGUAUUCUGUAUAUGAAUGUCAACAAGAGUAGGUACAUGUACUAGGAAUUUAGAAGUAUUUGAGCAAGUGAUGUUGUUUGUAGUCUGCUUUCAUUUGCAGAGGUAAUGUUAACAUGAUCCUUGUUGGGACAUAUUUAUUCAAUUGAGUUUAAA